Molecule: messenger RNA, 486 nt
Organism: Procambarus clarkii (red swamp crayfish)
Lineage: Eukaryota; Metazoa; Arthropoda; Malacostraca; Decapoda; Cambaridae
Source: RefSeq, a predicted model, not a curated record
CGUGACACUGGGGCGCCGCAGCGUGACACUGGGGCGCCGCAGCGUGACACUGGGGCGCCGCAGCGUGACACUGGGGCGCCGCAGCGUGACACUGGGGCGCCGCAGCGUGACACUGGGGCGCCGCAGCGUGACACUGGGGCGCCGCAGCGUGACACUGGGGCGCCGCAGCGUGACACUGGGGCGCCGCAGCGUGACACUGGGGCGCCGCAGCGUGACACUGGGGCGCCGCAGCGUGACACUGGGGCGCCGCAGCGUGACACUGGGGCGCCGCAGCGUGACACUGGGGCGCCGCAGCGUGACACUGGGGCGCCGCAGCGUGACACUGGGGCGCCGCAGCGUGACACUGGGGCGCCGCAGCGUGACACUGGGGCGCCGCAGCGUGACACUGGGGCGCCGCAGCGUGACACUGGGGCGCCGCAGCGUGACAGGUCUGGGGCGCCGCAGCGUGACACUGGGUCUCUCCGGCCAGGAAGCUUCAGAGAAUAA